Molecule: messenger RNA, 1119 nt
Organism: Rhizoctonia solani
Lineage: Eukaryota; Fungi; Basidiomycota; Agaricomycetes; Cantharellales; Ceratobasidiaceae
Product: macrophage erythroblast attacher
Exons: 6
Coding region: 1-1119 (372 amino acids)
Biological process (GO): proteasome-mediated ubiquitin-dependent protein catabolic process
Cellular component (GO): cytoplasm; GID complex; nucleus
Molecular function (GO): ubiquitin protein ligase activity
Source: RefSeq, a predicted model, not a curated record
AUGUCUGGUUCUCAAGGUCCUCGCGGGACCAUAGGAGCGACAACCACCAUGAACAAUAAAGUAAAUAUCGAAGGAACCAUUCUAUUUGAGCAACCUCUUCUCAGAGUACCCCAUGAGACCCUACGCAAGCAUUUUCGAAACUCACAAAAACACAUUGAGCGUGAGUUUGGGGCCAUUCAGUCCGCAUCGGCCGAGCUCGCGAAGCCUAGACUUGGUGAUCGGGACCCAAUUGAGACAGCAAAAGUUUUGGAUGGUGUUAUAGCUCGGGUGGAGGGCCUCAAAAAGAGGUUGCUAGACAUUCAAACAAAUCAUGUUACUCCCAGCCAAACAGCGUUUAAGCAACGUUUAGAACACCUACUGUUAUUAGAAAACGCCGGAACGACGGAUCAACCUGAUUAUAUUCGGUGGACAGACACUCGUACUGACAGAUGGGUCGUCGAUUGGGCGCUCAGGAAUUCACGCGAUGAAACUGCACUGACCCUCGCCCGGGAGAAAGGCCUGGAGAAUUCCCUCGAAUUCGAGCUUCGACUACAGGAGUAUAUCGAAAUCGUCCAACAGGGGAAGACGGCUGAGGCCAUGGCGUACUUGAAGAAACACCUUAUUUCAUGGUAUGACACUCACCCACAGCAGUGCAAACAAGCCGCUGCACUUCUUGUUUGUCCUCCUUCGAUGGGGAUGCUUACCUACAAAGAGCUGUAUGAUCCUCAGAGGUGGUCUUAUUUAAUUCGCACCUUCCGGCACGCCGUUUACGCCUUGUAUAAUAUCCCUACUACUUCCCUUUUGGCACUGGGCCUGUCAGCGGGUCUUACAUCUCUUAAACUUCCCGCGUGUUAUGACCCUGCUCAACGCAAUGUCGACUGUCCAGUAUGCGAUACAGAUGGUUUAGGGGUACUGGCGAAGGAGGUCCCCUGGAGCCACCACAUUAAUUCGGUGAUAGUCUGUCGUAUUACGGGCAAAAUCAUGGAUGGCGAUAAUCCACCCCUGUGCCUUCCCAACGGCCAAGUUUAUUCUCAAAAGGCCCUCGAGGAGCAAGCAGCCAGGAAUAAUGGCCAGGUGACAUGUCCCAAGACAGGGGACGUAUUUUCAUUCCAACAAACAAAGAAGAUGUUUAUCUCGUGA